Vicia faba (fava bean) is the source of this 420-nucleotide messenger RNA. The record is from the annotation of a GenBank genome assembly. NCBI's taxonomy places the organism in Eukaryota, Viridiplantae, Streptophyta, Magnoliopsida, Fabales, Fabaceae.
AUGAAAUCCUCGAGAGGAAAGAAUAUUCCAAGUACUUACACGGGGCAGCCACUUGAUAUGCUUCCCAAGGCUUUACAUCAACAACCACUAUUUGUUUCUCCUCAAAACAACCUGAAUCAGAUUCGUAACAGGGGUCACUUUGAUCCUAUUCCUAUGACAUAUAUUGAACUGUAUUCUGCGUUGGUCCAGAAAGGCUUGAUCACAACUAGGGCCCUGCCUCCUCCUCUAUAUCCUUUUCCAACAGGAUUCCAGUCCGAUCUUCACUGUGAGUUUCAUCAAGGUGGUGCAGGCCAUAAUUUAAAAAAUUGCUAUACAUUGAAGGCCAGGGUACAAGAUUUGGUGAAGGCAAAGAUUCUUCUAACUUUCAAAGACACAAAUCCCAAUGUUGUCAACAACCCUUUGUCAAGAUAUGCUAAGUGA